UCAUGCAUACAAAGCGCAGAGCAGUGUUGAAGGUACCUUAAUAAGCUUAAAAACUAUGGCUACCAAACCAGGGAUCUUGACUGACUGGCCAUGGAAGCCUCUUGGGAGCUUUAAGUAUGUGAUUUUGGUCCCAUGGAUGGUUCAUAGCACAUACUCAAUGAUAGUCAAGGGAGAAGGCGAAACAGACCUUUUCUACUUUCUCACAUUCCCGUUCCUUUUGGUGAGGAUGAUUCACAAUCAGAUAUGGAUUUCUAUUUCUCGUUACCAAACAGCCAAAGGCAAAAAUAGAAUUGUAGACAAAAGUAUCGAAUUCGAGCAAGUUGACAGAGAAAGAAAUUGGGAUGACCAGAUAUUGUUGAAUGGGAUCAUAUUUUAUAUAGCAUACAUGACAAUCCCUCAGAGUCAUAACCUACCCUUCUGGAGAACAAAUGGUGUAGUUAUCACAAGUUUGCUUCAUGCGGGUCCAGUGGAGUUCCUCUACUACUGGUUUCACCGAGCAUUACACCAUCGUUAUCUUUACUCGCGUUAUCAUUCCCACCACCAUUCUUCCAUCGUCACUGAACCUAUUACAUCUGUGAUUCAUCCUUUCGCGGAACACAUAGUAUAUUUCAUGCUCUUCUCAAUACCGAUAUUGACCACAGUGUUCACCGGAACUGGUUCCUUAGUAUCCUUAACUGGUUAUAUUCUGUAUAUUGAUGUCAUGAACAACAUGGGUCACUGCAACUUUGAGCUCAUUCCAAAGAGCCUCUUCUCCAUCUUCCCUCCUUUAAAAUAUCUCAUGUACACACCUUCGUUUCAUUCAGUACAUCACACCCAAUUCCGCACCAAUUAUUCACUUUUCAUGCCUAUAUAUGACUAUGUCUAUGGAACAAUGGACAAGUCCACGGAUGCUGUAUAUGAGACUUCACUUGAAAGACCUGAAGAGUCACCAAAAGUGGUACAUCUAACCCAUCUGACCACAUUGGAGUCCAUCUAUUAUCUAAGGCUAGGAUUUGCCACCUUGGCCUCCAAGCCCCACACUUCCAAAUGGUACUUGUGGUUGAUGUGGCCUAUGACAUCUUGGUCCCUGAUCAUCACGUGGAUCUAUGGAAAUACGUUUGUUAUAGAGGCAAACACCUUCGAAAAGCUCAAAUGGCAGUCUUGGGUGGUUCCAAGAUACACUGUACAAUACAAGUUACAAUGGCCAAGGGAAGAAAUCAAUAGCAUGAUUGAAAGAGCCAUACUACAUGCUGAAAUGAAAGGAGUUAAGGUGCUAAGUCUAGGCCUACUAAAUCAGGGUGAGGAACUUAAUAGGAAUGGUGAGCUUUACAUCCAAAGGUACCCUCAGCUGAAACUAAAUCUGGUGGAUGGAAGUAGUUUAGUAGUGGCUGUUGUGCUAAAUAGCAUUCCAAAAGGAACAACCGAAGUGCUCCUUAGAGGCAAACUUACUAAGGUUGCUUAUGCCAUUGCCAAUACUCUAUGUGAAAGGGAUAUAAAGGUGGCAACAUUAUACAAGGACGAGUAUGAGAAGCUUCACUUAAGGCUUACCACCAAGAUGAAAAGUAACUUAAUACUUUCAACAAGUUAUGCUCAGAAGACAUGGUUAGUAGGAGAUGGAUGGACCGAAGAGGAACAACUGAAGGCAUCAAAAGGAACAUUAUUCAUUCCUUUUUCUCAAUUCCCACCGAAGAACAUGAGCAAAGAUUGUUUCUAUCAUAGCACACCAGCAAUGAUCGCUCCCAAAUCUUUUACGAACAUUCACUCUUGUGAGAACUGGCUAACAAGAAGAGUGAUGAGUGCUUGGCGUAUUGCUGGGAUAUUGCAUGGUUUAGAAGGAUGGAAUGUGCACGAGUGUGGGGACUCCAUGUUCAACAUCGAGGAGAUAUGGCAAGCAAGUCUUCGACAUGGUUUCCAACCAUUAACGAUGCCCAACUGAUCAUGCUUAAUUUGAGCUUGCUCUAAUAAAAAUAAGAGUGUAUAUCUAUUUGCUUAAAAAGAUUUUUAAGAAGAUAGAUUUGACACUAUAUUAGAAUUCUACAAUAAAUACUCGAUGAAAUAUUAUCUAUGUCAUUAUCUAAAUGAUGAUUUAUCCUAAUUAACCAUGUAUCUGAAACUGUAUUUUAUUUCUGUGACUUUAUUUUAUGAAUUUA
Molecule: messenger RNA, 2129 nt
Organism: Quercus robur (English oak)
Lineage: Eukaryota; Viridiplantae; Streptophyta; Magnoliopsida; Fagales; Fagaceae
Product: very-long-chain aldehyde decarbonylase CER1-like
Exons: 10
Coding region: 56-1915 (619 amino acids)
Biological process (GO): lipid biosynthetic process
Molecular function (GO): iron ion binding; oxidoreductase activity
Source: RefSeq, a predicted model, not a curated record